Molecule: messenger RNA, 1432 nt
Organism: Vespa mandarinia (Asian giant hornet)
Lineage: Eukaryota; Metazoa; Arthropoda; Insecta; Hymenoptera; Vespidae
Product: protein CNPPD1
Biological process (GO): regulation of cyclin-dependent protein serine/threonine kinase activity
Cellular component (GO): nucleus; cyclin-dependent protein kinase holoenzyme complex
Molecular function (GO): cyclin-dependent protein serine/threonine kinase regulator activity; protein kinase binding
Source: RefSeq, a predicted model, not a curated record
UAUUUUAUAGAAUUUUAAAUAAAAAUAUAUAAGUAUGAAGAUAUCAACGAAAGGCAAGUAGCCAAUGAAAAGUUAGCAGAGAAGAAGCCAUGAUGUUCUGUGUACCUAAGGUCAUUCACAUAUUUCGAGAGAUUUUUAAUUAGCUCUUAUAAAAUAAUAAUAUUCGAAAGUAAUAAUCAUUAUUCAAUAUGACGAAAAAUUAUUCUAAAGAAACGUCAAUUCCUUCGAAAUUAAAGGGCACAAAUGAUCAUAAUGAAUUUUUGAAUCGAAUUACAAAGUCAUUGUAUUAUUUCGAAUUUCCAAUGACCGAUUGUCUCAGUUUUCCAGUUACUGAAAUGGCAGCAGAACUUUUUACUGGGGUGAAUCAUACGUUAGAACGAUUAGAUGUGGAAGAAGCAAGUAAAAUUUCUAGAAAUGCCUGCGUUUCUCCGUGUUCUUUGAUCUUAGCAUUAUUAUACUUAGAAAAAUUAAAAGAUUGCAAUCCAGAAUAUCUUCAACAAGUAGCACCUUCUAAACUGUUUCUUGUUUCUUUAAUGGUAGCUACUAAAUUCUUAAACGACGAUGGAGAAGAAGAUCAAGUUUUUAAUACAGAAUGGGCCUUAUCAAGCGAUUUAACCAUAUUGCAGAUAAAUCAAUUGGAGAAGGAAUUUUUAAAUGCUAUUGAUUGGUCUAUAUAUGUUCAAAAUCAAGAUUUUUGGAAAAGAUUACAAAAACUAGAAAAGGAUAUUGCUUAUAAAGAAGCUCAAAAACGUGGCUGGUUUUCUUAUACAGAAUUGAGCUGUCUCAUGGAUUCUGUUCAACUGCUAGCUCUUGUUUAUGAAUUUAUAAAUAUAUCAUCUGUAUGUUUAGUAGCAUAUGCUAUUGGAGUAGUCACUAUUUUGGGAUCUGCUAUAGUUACGAGUCAUUUGCCUGGUACACAACUUGGUUCAACGAUAUUGAGAAAUACUGAAAAUAUAACAAAUAUAAGCAUAGAUACAGAGAUAGAGAAAGAAAGGAUAAAUCAAGAUAUUGAGAUACCUGAUAUAUUUACAACAAUGGAUUUUAUACAUGCUACAAAAUCUUAUAAAACAUGUGAAAAAAAUGAAGUAGUAAGCAUAUCUUGGAAAUGUUGGAUACAUUCUAUGAAUACUUGGUUUCCUGACGAUACAUAUUUGAAAUCGCAACCAAUGAACCAUUUACACUUUACAGAUUAUAAUCCAUUUUCUACUAUAAGUAAAUUCAUACUUGAUACUAAUUCUUCUACGGAAUUAAUUUUACAAUGAAAAAGACUUGUAUUAGAAAUUUUUGGUUUAGAAAUUUCUUUUCUGACAAGCAAUGUCACAUAUAUUUUCUGUAAACAUUUAUGAAAAAAAAAAUUUUUUUCUACUUAAACUGCAGAUAAAGUUUAGAUAAUUUACUUAUAGAUUUUAUGAAAAUUAUAUAAAAAAAAAAA